Messenger RNA from Arachis ipaensis, 1364 nucleotides. NCBI's taxonomy places the organism in Eukaryota, Viridiplantae, Streptophyta, Magnoliopsida, Fabales, Fabaceae. The record is from RefSeq and is a predicted model, not a curated record.
AGUCAUCUUUGCACUGCUUUUGGCUAUUGAUUUUACAGUGAAUUGGAGGUUGCAGGUUGGUGGUACUGUAACAGAUGUCCUCAGGUACAUCCACCUUUGCCCUGUUUAGAACUUAAAAAAUUGUUUGGCGCAGGUUUACUAUGUAGUCUGUAAUAUGUUAAAUCUGUACAUCAAGCACACCCAUACAUUCAGAAAGGAUAUGUCCAUAGUAUGUUAAAGGAUAUGUCAUAAUUUUUGUAAGUUUAUUCAGAUGAUAAUUUGACAUACAAUGAACAUUGAUGACACUUCUAGUACAUACCCAACUGCGUAGUAUUAGGAGGUAUUAAUAACAUAAACCUUGGAGUCACAUCUUUCUCCCUUAUCAUAGCAUCUUUGAGUGGAAGGGAAGAUGUGGAUCGCAUCAUUUUCAUCAACUAGUGUCGGGGUCAAAAUAAUUCAUGGAUCCUUGUCCAGUAUUACUUACUCUCUAGGAAACUUGUCCUGUUCAUGACUUAUAUUUUUGGACCGGUUGCUUUACAUAUGCUCUUUCGGCUUACCCUGUAAGCUCAAAGUGUCACCUUUAGCUCUUCAUUUUCAGUUUGGGGCAAACAAACAGAAUUUGAGAACAUAAGAUCCUUCAAUGCCUUCUGUAUCCGGCAUUCAGGUUAAAUAAAGAUCAGGUUCCAUUUUUGUUCUGUUGCUACUUGCUAGAGUUAUUAUUCACCCUUUUAAUGUCUAAUUAUAGUUUACAUCUGUCAUGCUUAAGUUCUCAUUGGCUCUAAAGGCAACUUUACUGGAGAAAGAUGCCAGAAACUGCGAGGAUAAAGAUCAUGGGAGCCUUAAACAUGGGCCUAUUUUAUUUGCAUAUGCUCAGGUUUGUUCCAACAUUAUCACAGUUUUAUAACAGCAGACAUGGACAGAAAAUUUCGAGUGGAGUGUACUCGGACAUAGUAUUAUUGUGGAAGUCAAAUCCCAAGGUUCAAGGUUCAUUAUUUGGUGGUUUCAAUGUAAAUUAUCCUGUGGUUGGUUGGUGUGUCUGCUUCAUGAUUAUCAGCAUUGACCAUUUAUCUACCAAAAAGAUGACUAUGCCUUUGAUGAAGAGAUAUGUUUGUUGUAUUGGAUUGGAUUGGAUUUCUGUAAGAUCGACAAUCGACGGUCGACCGAAAAUGGUCUUUACCCUUAAGCUUUUCUAAGAAGACUAAAAAAGCCAUCCUCUCCGAGCUUGAUGUAGCUGAUUUUCUUUUCUAGUAGAUUGUUCUAGUUGAGAUAGAGAAAUGUAUUCCCAAGAUGGAAAAUUACACUUCUCCUAGUUGAAAAUAACAUGAUUGUGAUAGGCCAUAAACUCAAUAAACAAAGGUGUUAGUUUAACUUUUUACUAGGUUUCC